CAUUCCCGUCACCCACAACUGGAUUAACUAAGAUACUCAACCACAGAUACAGAACAGCUAUUGUACUGCAUCAGUCAUGGCUUCCUCCAGCAGUCUCCUGUCUGAAGAUCAGCUCCAGUGCUCUAUCUGUCUGGAUGUGUUCACUGAUCCAGUCUCUACUCCAUGUGGACACAACUUCUGCAUGGUCUGUCUCAGAAAGUGCUGGAACAGCAGCUCACACUGCCAGUGUCCAGUCUGUAAGAGAGAAUUCCCCCAAAGACCUGAACUGUCUAUAAACACCUUCAUCUCUGGACUGGCUGCUCAGUUCAAGAAGUCAGUUCAGGUGAAGUCCAGCAGAGCUCCAGAGGAACCAGUACAAUCUCAGGUCUUCUGUGAUUACUGUGAUGAGAAACGUGCAGCUCUGAAGUCCUGUCUGAUCUGUAUGGCCUCUUACUGUAAAACUCACCUGGAUCCUCAUCAGAGAGUCGCUUCAUUAAAGAAACACAAGCUGAUGGAUCCUGUGGAGAACCUGGAGGACUACAUCUGCCAGAAACAUGAGAGACCCCUGGAGCUGUUCUGUAGAGACGACCAGACGUGUGUGUGUCAGUUCUGCACUGAGGGAGACCACCGGACUCACAGCACUGUUCCUAUAGAGGAGGAGAGUGGAGAGAAGAAGACUCAGCUGGAGAAGACACAGGCAGAAGUUCAGCAGAUGAUCCAGGAGAGACUGAAGAAGAUCCAGGAGAUCAAACACUCUGUAGAACUCAAUAAAAAAAUCAGAGAGAAGGAGGAAGCAGACAGUGUGGAGAUCUUCAGGGCUCUGGUGCGCUGCAUUGAGAGAAGCCAGGCUGAGCUGCUGGAGGUGAUGGAGGAGAAGCAGAAAGCAGCAGAGAGGCAGGCUGAAGAGCUGAUUAAAGAGCUGGAGCAGGAAAUCACUGAGCUAAAGAGGAGAGACACUGAGCUGGAGCAGAUCUCCCACACUGAGGACCACCUCCACCUCCUACAGAUUUACCCGUCCCUCUGCAGACCCCCACACACCAAGAACUGGACUGACGUCAGUGUUAACACUCCUCUGAGUGUGGAGAGUCUGAGGAGAGCUCUGUCUCAGCUUCAGGAACAUCUCACACAGGAGAUGGAGAAGAUUCCUGAGAUCAGAAUUCAACAGUAUGCAGUGGACGUGACUCUGGACCCUGAUACAGCUCAUCCUGCUCUCAUCCUGUCUGAUGAUGGAAAACAGGUUAAACAUGGAGACAAACAACAGAAACUCCCUGAUAAUCCACAGAGAUUUUAUAGUUGGGUCGGCAUUCUAGGAAAGGAGGGUUUCUCCUCAGGUAGAUUUUACUAUGAGGUUCAGGUCAGUGGGAAGACUGAGUGGACUUUAGGAGUGACCAGAGAGUCCAGCAACAGGAAGGGAGAUUUUAGAGCCAGGCCUGAGAUGGGAUUUUGGACUGUGUUGCUGAGGAAUAAAACUGAAUAUAAAGCCCUGGAUUCUUCUUCUGUCCUCCUCUCGUUGAAUCAGGCUCCCCAGAAGGUGGGGGUGUUUGUGGAUUAUGAGGAGGGUCUGGUCUCCUUCUAUGAUGUUGAGGUCAGAUCUCAUAUCUACUCUUUCACUGGUCAGUCUUUCAAUGGUAAGCUCUAUCCGUACUUCAGUCCCAGGUUGAAUGAUGGAGGUAAAAAUUCAACUCCACUGAUCAUUACUCCUGUUCAGCAUGAAUAA
Molecule: messenger RNA, 1696 nt
Organism: Astyanax mexicanus (Mexican tetra)
Lineage: Eukaryota; Metazoa; Chordata; Actinopteri; Characiformes; Acestrorhamphidae
Product: E3 ubiquitin-protein ligase TRIM39-like
Exons: 7
Coding region: 77-1696 (539 amino acids)
Molecular function (GO): zinc ion binding; protein binding
Source: RefSeq, a predicted model, not a curated record